Phyllotreta striolata is the source of this 954-nucleotide messenger RNA. NCBI's taxonomy places the organism in Eukaryota, Metazoa, Arthropoda, Insecta, Coleoptera, Chrysomelidae. The record is from the annotation of a GenBank genome assembly.
AAAAAGAGUUAUUCUGAAAAUUAUUUUAGUGUCGUCAAAAUGAAUACAGCAAUAGUAAUUCUGGCAGUACUAGGAACUGCUCUAGCCGCUUCUAUAGAGCAAGCUGAGUUUCCUGCUAAUAGGCGCAUGGAAAUUGACCCCAUACGUCCAAUUGAAGAAUCGGAACACCCUAACUUACAAAUUAUCAAUGGUCACGAAGUCCCUGCUCACUCGAUACCAUACCAAGUCUAUUUAAUUGGAAAAUCUAGCCAACAAUCGUGGUCUUGCGGCGGUUCUCUCAUUACCCGUAAUUACGUAUUGACUGCGGCUCACUGUGUUGAUGGUGCUUCGUCCAUACAAGUUACUUUGGGAGCUCAUAAUCUUAGAGUAGCCACAUCUGGUCGAAUUUCCGUGAAUGCUAAGAGCUGGAAACAACACGAAGAAUACAAUUCUAGAACCAUCGAUAACGAUGUUGCAGUCAUAAGGUUGCCAAGUCCUAUUACUCUCAGUUCGACUAUCAACUUGUCUCCUCUUCCCAACUUUAGUGAAGUUGCUUAUGACUUGGACGGUUUAAGCGGACGUGUUAGUGGAUGGGGCCUCACCGGAAGCGGAAAGGGCUCUGAUGUUCUGUUAGCAGUAAAUAAUACAGUUAUUAGCAACACUCAAUGCAAUUCUUACUACGGUGUUGUUAAAAGCAGAGAAAUAUGCUUAUCAGGCGCCGGUAGAAAAACGGCCUGCAGUGGCGAUUCCGGUGGCCCAAUGAUAAUAGGAAAUAAACAGUACGGAAUUGUUUCGUAUGGAGCUAGAGAUUGCCCGAGCGGAUAUCCAGGCGUUUACGCUAGAGUCGAUAGAUUCCUGGAUUGGAUUGAGAACAACUCCGAUUGGAGACCUCGUCAAAUUUAAACAUUUAAGUAAUAUACUAAUUCACUUAAUUGUUUUCCAUUGUACUAAUAAUAUACAUUAUUGGUUAUUCAA